Molecule: messenger RNA, 1623 nt
Organism: Musa acuminata subsp. malaccensis (wild Malaysian banana)
Lineage: Eukaryota; Viridiplantae; Streptophyta; Magnoliopsida; Zingiberales; Musaceae
Product: protein NEN1
Molecular function (GO): 3'-5' exonuclease activity; nucleic acid binding
Source: RefSeq, a predicted model, not a curated record
AGCCUAUCAACCCGAGAGCAAGGACGAAGCCGACCAGAUGGAGACGGGCGGGGUAGAGAUCGCGUUCUUCGAUGUGGAGACGUCGGUGCCGGGCCGCGGAGGCGGCGGCAACGGGUUCUCUCUGCUGGAGUUCGGGGCCAUCGUGUUAUGCCCGCGGCGGCUGGUGGAGGUAGCGAGCUACUCCACCCUCAUCCGCCCCGCGGACCUCGGCGUCAUCUCCACCGCCUCCGUCCGAUGCAACGGCAUCACCAGGGACGCCGUCGCCACCGCGCCGUACUUCCGAGACGUCGCCGACAACGUCUUCAACGUCCUCCAUGGACGGGUGUGGGCUGGGCACAACAUUCUGAGGUUCGAUUGCCCUCGCAUAAGGGAGGCGUUCUCAGAGAUCGGGCGGCCUGCUCCCGAGCCCAGAGGCAUAAUUGAUACCUUGCCUUUGCUCACGAAGAAUUUCGGGAGAAGGGCUGGCGACAUGAAGAUGGCUAGUUUGGCGUCUUACUUUGGUCUCGGAAAACAGACACACAGGAGCUUAGAUGAUGUUCGAAUGAACCUAGAAGUGUUCAAGUAUUGUGCUACCGUUCUUUUCUUGGAGGCGAGUCUCCCAGAUGUGUUUUCUAUGGCCAGUUUGGAGUACAAUCACACAGCAUCCGGAACUGAGGCUAAUGGCCGUACUUCUGCUGAUCAAAGUCCAAACUCUUCUGUUGUUCCAUUCAGCAGGAAACAAAAAUCAGACUUGAGCCAGGUUAUAUUGGAGCCCAAUGAUAGAGCUGGAUCCAGUAUGCCGAUAUCAAAAGGGGUUCCUUCUGACUUGGCGUCACAUAUGGAGCAGAUGAAAAUAGAUUCCUUGCAGACAGAACCAGCAUGUAACUCUGAGAUGCCCUGUGCCACAACUCCCGCAUCUGAAAGUUCCAGUAGUCAUGCUGGAUUUUUGAAGCCUGAUGAAGUGUUGCCACAGCAGAUCAGUGCACCCGUGAUCCAAGGUAGUCGCAAGACAAUCCUACUUCACAGAGAUUGCCCUUUGCAGCUUUGUUGUAUGGGAAUGAGGAUCCAUUUUGGGGUCAGUUCUAAAUUUAUGGACUAUGCCGGACGGCCAAAACUUAGUAUUGUGGUUGAUGCUCCAGAGAACUUGUGCAAGGUUUUGGAUGUCUGUGACCAAGUUGCUCAAAUAUCAUCUGAAAAUUCUGGUAGCAACUCUGAAUGGCGAACUCUGCUAAAGAGGAAUGACUACUCAAAUACUUUUACCAUUCGCCUGCACAUCCCUACCGUGGCAAAUGGUGAUGGAGCUGUUUCCUCGACGGACAUAUACCAGAAGGACCCUCGUGGGAACAUGCAGAAGCUUGAGUUGAGUAAAUUGGAUGCUGCUGAGCUCGAUCAAAUAUUUCUUUCAGGAACUGCUGUAGAUGCUUGUUUCUCCACAGACAUCUAUGAUUACCAACAGAAUGCUGGUAUAAGAUUGGUGGCCAGAAGACUGGUUGUCAAUUCCAGAUAGGAAGAGCUUGAUAUAAGGUAUAUGGUAGAAUCUGCUCACCAUUAACAUGUGAUGUAGAAACAUUAUGCAUAACAUGUGAGUGUAAUUGUUCAGUUAUUAUUUGAUUUAUCCUGAUGCUCAAUAAUAUUUGUUGAUCA